AUGGUGGAUACCAAUCUCAACAGCUUAGGUGGCUAUGUGGACAACCUCACUCCUGAGGAUGUCUAUUACAUGAUCCUAGAACGCAAAAUGAGCAUAGAGGAUCUACAUGACUGGCUCAAACAAUGGGCCAUGCAAGCAGCUCAGAAUGAUCUGAGCAGAAGUAUAUCUAACUUAGCAAUCCAUGAACUAAGUGAUGAAGGAGGACAUGAGUCUGACCUUGAAAGUAACAAGGCCAUGAACAAAUGGAAUCCCUUGGAUUAUGCUGAUGGAAUGUGA
This is a messenger RNA of Rhizoctonia solani, 276 nucleotides long. RefSeq lists its product as uncharacterized. The record is from RefSeq and is a predicted model, not a curated record. NCBI's taxonomy places the organism in Eukaryota, Fungi, Basidiomycota, Agaricomycetes, Cantharellales, Ceratobasidiaceae. The transcript has 2 exons. The coding region runs from base 1 to 276 and encodes 91 amino acids.